GAUCGUAUCAAAGCCGGGUGAAGUCGAAAAAAAAUUAGAUCCUGGGGGCUAACUUUUCAGAGAGCUGUGUCGGUGUAUGAUUUGGCAGCUCUCAUCUGUUACCGCUUCCAUUAGUGUAUCCUGAACACAAUAGAACGCUGAAAUUCUUGUGACCUAGUUCUGCAUCUAAGUUAUAUGUUUGUAUACUCGCGUUGAUCUUAACGAAAAGUACUCAGUCCUGGUAAGUCUAGCAGUCUUGCUUAUGAUAUAAGUACCAAAAUAUCACUAGUGACACGCGGUGACUUUUGAGUGAUUCAGGUUGUAUUCAAGGAUGUUCUUAGAAGGCAAGUACAACACCAAAAGUCCAGCUGUCAAGCGGCUUAUGCGUGAGGCAAAAGAACUGCAUAAACCAACUGAAGAGUACUAUUCUUACCCUCUGGAAGAAAAUCUCUUUGAAUGGCACUUUACUGUCCAGGGUCCAAUGUCCACAGAGUUCGAGGGAGGUGUAUAUCAUGGUCGUAUCAUCCUUCCUCCAGAGUACCCCAUGAAGCCACCUAAUAUUAUUUUAUUGACUCCAAAUGGACGAUUUGAGAUAAAUAAAAAAAUUUGUUUAAGUAUAUCUGGUCAUCAUCCUGAAACAUGGCAACCAUCCUGGAGCAUCAGAACAGCAUUGCUUGCACUUAUAGCCUUUAUGCCAACUCCUGGAAAUGGAACCAUAGGUUCUCUGGACUACACCCCCGAAGAAAGACAAAAGCUCGCUAAAAAGUCGUUGAACUGGCAUUGUGACAGUUGUGGAAAAAUAUCAGAUCUGCUGUCCAAAGAAAAAAUUAGACAACCUAUCACAAAAGAAGAACAACAUUUAGUGGAUACGAUUUCUUUAAAGGCUGAAGACUCCGUGACACACAACAUUUACUCCAUGAAUACUGAUGUACUUGAAGAGAAUACAUUACGGCAUCGUAACAGUAGUGAAUCUUCAAGACUAGAACAAUUAGAAACGUCUGAUACACUACAAGUAGAAGUUGUGUCUUCUAAUGAUCAUCUUUGGAAUAUUUUAAUUACUACCUUAAUGUUAGCUAUCAUUCUUCUUGUUAUAAGACGACUAUUUCUACUUUGAGAAAUGUAUUUAUAGUGGCAUGAAAAUAAGCUUUAUAAGAUUCAAGUUAUUAAAUAAUACUUCUAAUAUGAAAAACUAUAAACAUAACUUGUCAAAACU
This is a messenger RNA of Copidosoma floridanum, 1192 nucleotides long. Its product is annotated as ubiquitin-conjugating enzyme E2 J1. Lineage: Eukaryota; Metazoa; Arthropoda; Insecta; Hymenoptera; Encyrtidae. The record is from RefSeq and is a predicted model, not a curated record.